This is a messenger RNA of Sparassis crispa, 2841 nucleotides long. Its product is annotated as Nitrogen assimilation transcription factor nit-4. Gene Ontology annotation, biological process: DNA-templated transcription; regulation of DNA-templated transcription. Gene Ontology annotation, molecular function: DNA-binding transcription factor activity, RNA polymerase II-specific; DNA binding; zinc ion binding. NCBI's taxonomy places the organism in Eukaryota, Fungi, Basidiomycota, Agaricomycetes, Polyporales, Sparassidaceae. The record is from RefSeq and is a predicted model, not a curated record. The transcript has 25 exons. Bases 1 to 2841 code for a protein of 946 amino acids.
AUGUCGCAAUCUCCAGACGUCGACCGAGACUCGGAGAAGUCUGAUGAUGAAAUAGGCGACCUUGGAGCGACCGGAUCAGCGACGCCACGUAUAUCUGGCAAGAGGGUCCCCCGCGCUUGUGACAAGUGUCGGAAGUCGAAAAGUAAGUGUCAACCUUCGGAUGCCGGUGCAGACAGAUGCAGGAGCUGUCUUGCGGCAGGCACAGUUUGUACCUUCUCAGGCCCAAGCUUCCGGCGGGGCCCACCCAAGGGGUAUAUUCAGGCCUUAGAAUCUCGUCUCCACCAGAUGGAAAGUAUGCUUGCGGCGAUCAUGUCGUCUAAGGAUGAACGUGCUCGGGGCGUCAUUGCCGACCUUCGAAAUGAUGCCCUGGCUAAGAGUAUCCUGGGUCGAGUCGAUUCAGGCCCUUUUGGACCAAGCGGUCGGCAGCAACGAUCUAUCGAUCCCACGGAGGACAACUUUUUCGCCUCCAUCAUCGGUGCGGCACCGCCGAAACUGAUGAGCGUCCGCUCGCGAAGGCAAUCGAGAUCUACGCGCGAAAGUGUGACGCAGCAUGAUCCCUCGGUAUCAGUGCGGCCGACGCUCGAGUGGCAAGAUCGCCUGUCGGAGGCUCUUGCGUGUGGUCGGGAGAAACAACCAGGGACCGACGCUUCCUGUCAGCCGUCUUUGAGUUACGCACUUAGUUCUACCGGUGCUGGUUCUUUGGAAGGACGCGCUAGGCAGAAAAGGCGUCUGGAUAUAGCGCCUUCUCCGUACAGCGGCGUUCUUGCAGCUACGUCGUGGGACGAGCUUCAUAGCAUACAUGAUCCCGAAGAAAGUGAGCUAGACGAUUGCGCGGAUGCCUUCGGUAACCUGUCCAUAGACGAAAACAAGGAGGUGCGAUACCAUGGGAAUUCUACAGGAUUGCAUAUGCUGGCUCAGAGUGAGAGAACGGACGGGCGGAAUGUUGGUGGCAUGUGGAAAUUCCCGAUGCCAAAGGGCUGGCUUACUCAAUGGACACCAGGGUCUGUUGUACCUGGAUUUGACGUUGGGGCAGGAAACUCUGACGGCGACGUCACGUUGCCACCAUUGGAUGUGCAAGACCAUCUGAUUGAGCUUUACUUCACAUAUGUACACCCAUCGAUACCUGUCCUCGACAGGGACUUAUUCAUGGCCGAUUAUAAUGCGCAGAAAACGUGCUUUCGAGAAUCAAGUCACAGCGAAAAUAUCUAUGCUUCGCGCCUGGUACGCCCCGAACAGAUGCAAAAACUGUCUAAACUCCUGUUAUUCGCGAUAUUUGCCUUUGCGGCCCGGUACUCGGAUACAGAGAUUGAAGCUGCAACUAGCCAUGGCGUGGAUAUGGGAUCCAGGCAUGCGCUGUGUGCACGAAGGGUUCUUGAUACGAUGUACCAGGAGAGCCGGACUUCCACAUGUCAGGCGUUGGUCCUUCUGGGUAUCCGCGAAUUCGGCACAGGAAGUUUGGAGGAGGGUUGGCUGCAUGUCGGAAUGGCGAUUCGCAUGGCACUAGAUCUCGGAUUGAAUCGGUCUGCCGAAAAGUGGCAGCAUGAUGGCCGCGAACUCUUCACCCCCGCCGAAAAGCAAAUUCGGCGGCGAAUAUGGUGGGCGUGCUGUUUCGCAGACAGAUAUUCUUCUCUCUUCCUAGGUAGACCGAUGGCCAUUCAUGAAAGCGAUUCUUCCGCGCUGUUGCCAGACGUCCCGGAGAAUGAGGGAGAGGAAACGUGGCGGCCCUGCCAUACCAAUUCUCUGGGCCUAGAGGUCUCGCCCAUUCCUGCCCGGUUCAUGAGCUGCUUCCGAGAAGCAGCUUCUCUGUCCGUCAUCGUGGGCGAGAUCGUCGGGAAGAUAUACCCUGUCACCCAUGUUCUUCCUGUGCCGCGGCGCAUCCUUAUGGAGCAGCUGUAUUCGCGCCUUCUGCAGUGGUCGAUCAAUCUACCGGAAGCCCUGCGGUAUUCGCCAGCGAGCAAGCAGCCUUGUCCUCCGCCCCAUGUCCUCGUGCUGCAUGUCCAAUACUGGGCUGCUAUUCUGCUUCUCCACAGACCUUUUAUACCCAAGGAGGCCGAACUCCAGACUACGCCCACUGGGGAGUCAGUUGCCUCAGAUCGCCUUCCAUGGAAGGCACUUGAUCUGUGUCGGAGUGCCGCAGCGCAAAUAACGUCUUUCGCCAAGGCGUUUCACAACAACUUCGAUUUGAGGUGGGCUCCCCCCAUUAUUGGUCCCUCUUUUCAGAGUGCUGGAAUCAUUCAAAUUAUCAUUUUAAGAAGCCGGCCAUCCGAUACACAGGCGAUGCUUGGCCUGCAGGAUUGUAUGGCAGCUCUGAAUAAGAUGCAGCUUACAUGGCCUUCUGCUGCUCGCAUGCGUGAUCUGCUCCAAGGUGCCAAGAUACAGCUAGAUAACCGCGGUGCCACACACGAGGAUUCCCAAAGACCACCGAAACGAGGUGCAGCUGAUGCAUUUCCGCGAGAGGAUACGCCUCCUUCCCACCCUAGCCCUGUUGGAUCUCACGCUUACGCACAUCGCGAAGCACAAGGCGCCGGCGCCAUCGUACGCCUUGAGCAGAAAAGCCCGGCACAUGCUUUCGACAAUUUCGCUGAUCUCCUCGGAUUAGACUUCCACCCAGGACUUCCUCACACGCCCACGGUACCUGAAUAUUGGCCACCUCACCCUGCGUCUGAUGGUGGUGGGGCAGAAUCACAACGGGGACACCACGAUGGGUUUCGCGGCAUGCCUUCGCAGCCUUUCACGUUCGGGCAACAGCAGUUUGCGCCCGAGUUCAUGCAAGCCAUCCGGGAUCCCAUCCUGCAUUUUCCGACUGCUUAUCCGGCGCAAGGUUACUCGUAUGGCAGCUGA